Molecule: messenger RNA, 951 nt
Organism: Erinaceus europaeus (western European hedgehog)
Lineage: Eukaryota; Metazoa; Chordata; Mammalia; Eulipotyphla; Erinaceidae
Product: olfactory receptor 6C6-like
Exons: 1
Coding region: 13-951 (312 amino acids)
Biological process (GO): G protein-coupled receptor signaling pathway
Cellular component (GO): membrane
Molecular function (GO): olfactory receptor activity; G protein-coupled receptor activity
Source: RefSeq, a predicted model, not a curated record
CUUGAAUCUGAAAUGAAGAAUCAGUCAAGAGAGAUAGAAUUCAUUCUACUGGGACUGACUGAUGACCCACAUUUGCAAAUUAUAAUUUUUAUAUUUCUCUUUCUAAACUAUGUGCUGAGUGUAAUGGGGAACUUAACCAUCAUCCUCCUCACCUUGUUGGAUCCACGACUAAAAACUCCUAUGUACUUUUUCAUUAGAAAUUUCUCUUUCUUGGAAGUUUCAUUGACAACAAUCUGUAUUCCUAGAUUCCUGAUGACCAUUGUGACUAAAAACAAAAUCAUUUCCUACAAUGGCUGUGCAUCUCAGUUAUUCUUUUUCCUCUUAUUUGGAGUUACGGAAUUUUACCUACUGGCUGCCAUGUCUUUUGACCGAUACGUGGCAAUCUGCAAGCCUCUCCAUUACCCUGUUAUUAUGAACAGCAAAGUAUGCUACAAACUUGUAUUCAGUUCCUGGGCAGCUGGCUUUCUCAUUACCUUUCCACCACUGGUCAUGGGGCUGAAACUGGAAUUUUGUGCUUCCAAAGAAAUUGAUCAUUUCAUAUGUGAUACUUCCCCUGUGCUGCAGAUUUCUUGCACCAAUACCCAUUUCCUAGAACUGAUUUCCUUUGUCUCAGCUGUUGUAACACUUGUGGUCACAUUUCUGUUAGUUGUCCUUUCCUACACAUAUAUUAUCAAGACCAUCCUAAAAAUUCCCUCAGCUCAGAAAAGAACAAAGGCGUUUUCCACUUGUUCUUCACAUAUGAUUGUGGUUUCCCUCACCUAUGGUAGUUGUAUCUUUAUUUACAUGAAGCCAUCAGCCAAGGAAAGGGUGAGUUUAUCCAAAGGUGUAGCUGUUAUCUACACAUCAGUUGCUCCUUUAUUAAACCCUUUCAUUUACAGUCUAAGGAACCAGCAAGUGAAACAAGCCUUCAAGGAUACACUCCAAAGGAUUUUCAUUUUCUUCAAAAAAUGA